ACCAUCAUUCGACCCCAUGAUUUAAACAUCCGGUCCAAUAGAGACCUUGAAUAUGUUCACGUUCAGGCAGUUACCUUCGCUUAAAAAUGUGUCAAAAAUUACAGAACAUGCAUGGGUCUUAACAAAUCAAGUAAGAUUUAUUUACGGUACGAUGGGCGACGGCGGAGACGAGCCCCAUUCACCAGGUGAAACCUUUAUUACAAGUACAAUAGCAGGUCUCGACUCUGCCAACCCAGUUGCUCCACAGGACAAGGUGCGAAAAAAGUUUUAUGUGAAACAAAAAUUUCCUGUUUUGUUGUUUCCUGGACAAGGAAGCCAGUUUGUGGGCAUGGGAAAACAAGCUUUACAUUACCCUGGGGUCAAGGAACUAUAUGAACAAGUUAGUGAACAUUUCAAAAAGGACCUUUUGAAAUUGUGUUUACUCGGCCCGAAGGAGGAGCUAGAUAAGACAAUUAAUUCUCAACCUGCAAUUUUCGUCACAUCAUUAGCUGCAGUUGAAAUGAUGAAAGAAUUACAUCCAGAGGUUUUUGAGAAACCAACAUACACAGCUGGUUACAGUCUAGGGGAAAUCACAGCUUGUGUUUAUGCUGGAGUCCUGUCAUUGACUGAUGGUUUAAAGGUGUUGCAGACACGAGCCUACAGCAUGCAAGAGGCCUCGGAUGAGGUCGGGAGCGGAAUGAUGACCGUGUCAAUUUCACACCAAUCAAAGCUGGGCCUUGCAAAGGAAGCAGCCAUCAAGUACUGCAAAACUGAAUGUAACAUCAUGGACCCUGUGGUGCAGACAGCUAGCUAUCUGACCCCCUAUCACAAAGUAGUCGCUGGACAUAUUGAAGCUCUGGACUUCAUAGCUGACACGGCCAAACAUUUUGGUUUGAAGAGCUGCAAGAGACUUCCUGUCAGCGGGGCAUUCCACACGAAGCUGAUGAAAUCAGCGGUGGAAGAAAUGUAUUCAGCUGUCAAAAAAGUGGACUUUCAGACAAAUGUGAAACACCGAGUUUUCUAUAAUUACUCAGGGAAAGUUACUCAAACUCCUAAAAUUAUAAUGAGGAACUUGUGUGAACAACUGACACACCCCAUUAAGUGGGAACAGAUAAUGCAUACUAUCUACGCCAGAACGCCUGGAGAAGAGUUCCCCCAUACAUAUGAAGUGGGACCAGGGAGACAGUUAGGGUAUAUACUGAGACUGACCAAUGAAAAAGCUCAUUACAAAAACUACCACCAUAUACAAGUCUGAAUAAACAAUGGCACAGGU
Ostrea edulis (European flat oyster) is the source of this 1252-nucleotide messenger RNA. RefSeq names its product malonyl-CoA-acyl carrier protein transacylase, mitochondrial-like. The record is from RefSeq and is a predicted model, not a curated record. The coding region runs from base 53 to 1234 and encodes 393 amino acids. Gene Ontology annotation, molecular function: transferase activity. Lineage: Eukaryota; Metazoa; Mollusca; Bivalvia; Ostreida; Ostreidae. The transcript has 4 exons.